Messenger RNA from Neohortaea acidophila, 1665 nucleotides. RefSeq lists its product as uncharacterized. The record is from RefSeq and is a predicted model, not a curated record. NCBI's taxonomy places the organism in Eukaryota, Fungi, Ascomycota, Dothideomycetes, Mycosphaerellales, Teratosphaeriaceae. The transcript has 5 exons. The coding region runs from base 1 to 1665 and encodes 554 amino acids. Gene Ontology annotation, molecular function: DNA-binding transcription factor activity, RNA polymerase II-specific; zinc ion binding. Gene Ontology annotation, biological process: regulation of transcription by RNA polymerase II.
AUGCCAAGUCAGGGCGCCGGCCCUUCUCGACGAUCUCAUACGAAGAGCCGUAAAGGUUGCAAGACGUGCAAACGAAGGCAUAUUCGAUGCGACGAGAACUAUCCACAAUGCCGCAACUGCACGAAACAUCAGGUACGAUGCGACUACAUGGAGAGCGUGUCCGAUAGCGACAGCGUCCCCAGUCCCGAACAAGCUUCCGUCCUGCUCAGUCCGAACUCAGAGCAACGCGUAGAGGCAUGGCAAUACACAGGCGGCUUCCCCUUCCCGGAGCUCAACGUAUACCCUCAGCCGCCUGUACAAGAGCUAUCGAGGAACGAGCUGCGUCUCAUUCAGCACCUCUCUUCAAUCUCUAGCGACUUGCAUGCGAACGGCAACGCAAGCUUGACCAUCUGGGCGCAGAAACUCCCCAGACUACUGAGCAUCGCAUCAUCAUACCCCUACGUGAUGCACGCAUUGCUGUCAUUCUCAGCGAACCACAUGGCAUGGGCGAACGGCUCCAACGAGACGCGGAGUAUACACAUUCACCACGGCGGCUUGGCGCUGCGUGGUCUGCAUGAAGCCAUUAGCAGUUUUUCGCAGGCCAAUGCGGAUGCUGUCCUGGCUGCAUCGUUGCUGAUGUUGUGGCAAAGCACAGAUUGGCGAAGCUGGUCUUCGUUGCGCGCCGGUGUCCAAUCGGUGCUCACGGCAAUGCAGACGUGGAAUCGACCGUCCCUGUUCGCAGAAGUGAUUACCGAAGGAGACUAUUUGGCAAAUGCGCUACGCGUCCAUCGGCGACAACCCUCCCUGAACCCCGUCGAGCGUAGCAACACAUUUCAACGAAUCGUGGAGGCGCUGCAAAGACUACGAAUGGGCCUCGCCGGGUGCGAUGUCGAACUAUACUGGAUCGAGCAGUUGCUCCUCUACGUUCAGAGCCUGCAGACCUCAGAGCCUGCGUAUUCACCGGACGCGCAGUUCGACCAGCUCUAUUAUUUGCGCAAAUGGCUUUUCUGGGUUCCCAUCACUCUGCUCCGAGGCCAGAGUGGAGGGCAGGGCCCAGCCAUGCUUACGCUCGCGCACUUUUAUGCGACAGCCUUGGUCCUGGAGCCGCUGUAUCCCGAUCUGGGCUCCUCGUUCUGCAGCGCCAUAGCCCUCGCGCCGCUCGAAAAGAUCAUCCACGUAAUCGACAUGAUGCAGUCGUCACGCGCCAUGGACGCCGCGUCCAUCGAGACCGCAAGCCUCAUGCAAUUCCCGCGCGAAAACGCCUUUGCCUACAGGAACCAAGCAGGCGUGCAGAUGAACCAGCCUGCCGCGCGCCAAACGCUGCCCCUGAACUUCAUAGCCGCCGAGCGCAGCGGCAGUGGAAGUAGCAGCAGCACCAAUACCUGGGCCUAUCCCACCCCCGGCAAUCUGAGUCCCGCUUUCCAUCCCUCCACUCCGUCUCAACACCCUGCCGCCGCCGCGCAACAACAGCAACAACAACAACAGCAGCCCCACGUCUCCUGGCUCGGCGUCCCAAUCGGCGCACAGCAGUACGCGGGCUUCGCACAGGGCACGCAAAGCUGGGGCAUGCCGUCGCCGGGCCUCCCACCGUCAGCACUGGAAAUGCAAGAAGGGCAGAUGUACGGAUAUGCGGCGCUAGGCCGAGGCGCAGGCGGCGGGUUCGUACCAGCAUCCGUGUGGACCUGA